CCGGACGGUUUCCGCCGCCAUUGCAGGUUUCUAGAGUUCCUCAGCAGCGGUUGACAUUCUGGAGUUGAAGCGCCUCAUUUACAUUGAGCGGGCAACUAGAGUAAUCUAACAUUCCCGGUUCACCUGCCCCCCUCCUCCCCCCUCCCAAAAACACAAGACCACCUCCAUUCAUUCCCGGCUCUGGAGUAGUUUAGGUUGGGCAGAAAUAAUAGCAGGAAUUAGAGAGGAAAGCGAAGAGGAACCACCAUCAUCAUGGCUCAAGUCUUGCCUAUCAGAUUCCAGGAGCACCUGCAGCUCCAAAAUUUGGGGAUCAACCCAGCCAACAUCGGAUUCAGUACCCUGACGAUGGAGUCUGAUAAGUUCAUCUGUAUCCGGGAGAAGGUUGGAGAACAGGCACAGGUGGUGAUCAUCGACAUGGCGGACCCAAACACCCCCAUCCGCAGGCCCAUCUCUGCAGAUAGCGCUAUCAUGAACCCUGCGAGCAAAGUCAUCGCACUUAAAGACGCUGCCAAAACCCUGCAGAUCUUUAACAUCGAGAUGAAGAGUAAGAUGAAAGCCCACACCAUGACUGAUGAUGUCACUUUCUGGAAGUGGAUCUCUCUUAACAGUCUUGCCCUGGUGACGGAUAAUGCAGUCUAUCAUUGGAGCAUGGAGGGAGACUCUCAGCCAGUCAAAGUAUUUGACAGACAUUCCAGCCUGGCAGGCUGUCAAAUCAUCAACUACCGCACCGAUGCCAAGCAGAAGUGGCUGCUGCUCAUUGGCAUUUCUGCUCAGCAAAACAGAGUUGUUGGUGCCAUGCAGCUAUACUCAGUUGACAGGAAGGUGUCACAGCCUAUCGAGGGUCACGCUGCUGCCUUUGGCCAGUUCAAAAUGGAGGGAAAUGCAGAAGAAUCCACUCUCUUCUGUUUCGCUGUGCGAGGUCAGGCAGGAGGAAAGCUUCACAUUAUUGAAGUGGGGACACCACCGACCGGAAACCAGCCAUUCAUAAAGAAAGCUGUGGAUGUGUUCUUCCCUCCAGAAGCACAGAAUGACUUCCCCGUUGCCAUGCAGAUCAGCUCCAAACAGGACGUUGUAUUUCUCGUCACUAAAUACGGUUACAUUCAUCUGUAUGACCUGGAGACGGGCACCUGCAUCUACAUGAACCGAAUCAGCGGGGAGACCAUUUUUGUGACGGCACCCCACGAAGCCACAUCUGGAAUCAUCGGCGUGAACAGGAAAGGACAGGUGUUGUCAGUGUGUGUUGAAGAGGAGAACAUCAUUCAGUACAUCACCAAUGUGCUGCAGAAUCCAGACUUGGCUUUACGGAUGGCAGUCCGAAAUAAUCUGGCAGGAGCCGAGGAGCUGUUUGCCCGCAAGUUUAACAACCUCUUUGCCGCAGGAAACUACUCGGAGGCAGCUAAAGUGGCCGCUAAUGCUCCAAAGGGUAUCCUGCGCACUCCUGACACCAUCCGCCGGUUCCAGGGCGUCCCGGCCCAGCCCGGCCAGACAUCCCCACUUUUGCAGUAUUUCGGGAUCCUACUGGACCAGGGCCAGCUCAACAAGUUUGAGUCUCUGGAGCUGUGCAGACCCGUCCUUCAGCAGGGCCGCAAACAACUUCUGGAGAAAUGGCUGAAGGAGGACAAGCUUGAAUGCUCAGAGGAGUUGGGCGACUUGGUGAAGUCUGUGGACCCCACUCUUGCUCUUAGUGUCUACCUGAGGGCCAACGUACCCAACAAAGUCAUUCAGUGUUUCGCAGAAACCGGCCAGUUCCCCAAGAUUGUCCUGUAUGCCAAAAAGGUGGGCUAUACUCCAGACUGGAUCUUCCUGCUGAGGAACGUGAUGCGGAUCAGUCCUGAUCAGGGUCUGCAGUUUGCUCAGAUGCUCGUUCAGGAUGAGGAACCGCUGGCUGACAUCACACAGAUCGUUGAUGUGUUUAUGGAGUAUAACCUGGUCCAGCAGUGCACGUCCUUCCUUUUAGAUGCUCUGAAAAACAACCGCCCAUCAGAAGGUCCACUGCAGACCCGUCUGCUGGAGAUGAACCUGAUGCAUGCACCACAGGUUGCAGAUGCCAUCCUAGGAAAUCAGAUGUUCACUAACUACGAUCGUGCCCACAUUGCCCAGCUGUGUGAGAAGGCAGGGCUUCUGCAGAGAGCUUUAGAGCACUAUACCGACCUGUAUGACAUCAAACGAGCUGUCGUACACACGCACCUGCUCAACCCAGAGUGGCUGGUGAACUACUUUGGCGCUCUGUCAGUGGAGGACUCUCUGGAGUGUCUGAGAGCCAUGCUUUCUGCUAACAUCAGGCAGAACCUUCAGAUCUGUGUCCAGGUGGCCUCCAAGUAUCAUGAGCAGCUGAGUACUCAGUCCCUAACUGAGCUUUUCGAGUCUUUCAAGAGUUUUGAGGGUCUGUUCUACUUCCUUGGCUCGAUUGUGAACUUCAGCCAGGACUCAGAGGUGCAUUUCAAAUACAUCCAGGCCGCAUGCAAGACGGGCCAAAUCAAAGAGGUGGAGCGGAUCUGUCGGGAAAGCAACUGCUAUGACCCUGAACAUGUCAAGAACUUUCUCAAGGAAGCUAAACUCACCGACCAGCUGCCUCUCAUUAUUGUGUGCGAUCGCUUCGACUUCGUCCAUGAUCUUGUACUCUACCUGUACCGAAACAACCUGCAGAAGUACAUUGAAAUCUACGUGCAAAAGGUGAACCCAAGCCGUCUGCCUGUGGUAAUUGGAGGGCUUCUGGAUGUUGACUGCUCUGAGGACAUCAUCAAAAACCUGAUCCUGGUUGUGCGGGGCCAGUUUUCCACCGAUGAGCUGGUGGCAGAAGUGGAGAAGAGAAACAGACUGAAGCUGUUGUUGCCAUGGCUGGAGUCUCGUAUCCAUGAGGGCUGUGAAGAGCCAGCUACCCACAAUGCCUUGGCCAAGAUCUACAUCGACAGCAACAACCACCCAGAACGCUUCCUGCGGGAAAACCCGUACUACGACAGCCGUGUGGUGGGGAAAUACUGUGAGAAAAGAGACCCUCACCUGGCCUGUGUUGCCUAUGAGAGAGGACAGUGCGACCAGGAGCUCAUCAACGUGUGCAAUGAGAACUCGCUGUUCAAGAGUUUGUCCCGUUACCUGGUGCGUCGCAGAGACCCGGACCUCUGGGCCAGUGUGCUUUUGGAGACCAACCCCUACAGGAGGCCCCUUAUUGACCAGGUGGUGCAGACAGCCCUGUCAGAGACUCAGGACCCAGAGGAGGUGUCGGUCACAGUGAAGGCCUUCAUGACUGCUGACCUGCCCAAUGAACUCAUUGAGCUCCUGGAAAAGAUCGUCCUGGACAGCUCAGUGUUUAGUGAACACAGAAACCUGCAGAACCUGCUCAUCCUAACAGCCAUCAAAGCAGACCGCACCCGCGUCAUGGAAUACAUCAACCGCCUGGACAAUUACGACGCCCCAGACAUCGCCAACAUCGCCAUCAGCAGCGAGCUGUUCGAGGAGGCCUUUGCUAUCUUCAGGAAGUUUGAUGUCAACACCUCUGCAGUGCAGGUUCUGAUUGAGCACAUCAGUAAUCUGGACCGGGCGUAUGAGUUUGCGGAGCGCUGUAAUGAACCUGCAGUGUGGAGUCAGCUGGCUAAGGCUCAGCUGCAAAAGGGUCUCGUCAAAGAGUCCAUUGACUCCUACAUCAAGGCUGAUGACCCCUCGGCUUACAUGGAGGUGGUUCAGGUUUCUUCCCAGAGUGGUAACUGGGAGGACUUGGUGAAGUUUCUGCAGAUGGCCAGAAAGAAGGCCAGAGAGUCAUAUGUGGAGACAGAGCUGAUCUUCGCACUGGCCAAAACCAAUCGUCUCGCUGAACUGGAGGAGUUUAUAAAUGGACCAAAUAAUGCACACAUCCAGCAGGUUGGAGAUCGCUGCUAUGACGAGAAGAUGUACGAGGCUGCCAAACUUCUGUACAAUAACGUCUCCAACUUCGGCCGCUUGGCUUCUACACUGGUCCACUUGGGCGAGUAUCAAGCCGCCGUGGACGGUGCCCGCAAGGCUAACAGCACUCGCACAUGGAAGGAGGUGUGCUUUGCUUGUGUGGAUGGGAAGGAGUUCAGAUUGGCUCAGAUGUGUGGCCUUCACAUCGUGGUUCAUGCCGAUGAACUAGAAGAGCUCAUCAACUAUUACCAGGACCGUGGCUAUUUUGAGGAGCUGAUCACCAUGCUGGAGGCGGCGUUAGGGUUGGAGCGCGCUCACAUGGGCAUGUUCACAGAGCUGGCCAUCCUCUACUCUAAAUUCAAACCACAGAAGAUGAGGGAACACCUGGAACUCUUCUGGUCCAGAGUCAACAUUAUAUAUAUAUAUAUAUAUAUAUAUAUAUAUAUAUACAGUAUUUAUGAAGAAUACGACAACGCCAUCAUCACCAUGAUGAGCCAUCCCACAGAUGCCUGGAAAGAGGGACAGUUCAAGGACAUCAUCACCAAGGUGGCUAACGUGGAACUGUACUACAAAGCAAUCCAUUUUUAUCUGGAGUUCAAGCCCUUGUUACUGAACGACCUGCUCAUAGUUCUUUCCCCAAGACUGGAUCACUCGCGUGCCGUCAACUUCUUCAGCAAGGUUAAACAGCUUCCUCUCAUCAAGCCUUACCUGCGGUCAGUACAAAACCACAACAACAAGUCUGUCAGUGAAGCACUUAACAACCUCUUCAUCUCAGAGGAAGACUAUCAGGCACUCAGGACAUCUAUAGACGCAUACGAUAACUUUGACAACAUCUCACUGGCCCAGCGUCUGGAGAAACACGAGCUGAUCGAGUUCAGGAGAAUCGCUGCUUACCUCUUCAAGGGUAACAACCGAUGGAAGCAGAGCGUGGAGCUGUGCAAGAAAGACAAACUCUACAAGGAUGCCAUGCUGUAUGCAUCAGAGUCGAAGGACACAGAGCUGGCCGAGGAGCUGUUGCAGUGGUUCCUUCGGGAAGAUAAGAAGGAGUGUUUCGCCGCCUGCCUCUUCACCUGCUACGACCUGCUCAGGCCUGAUGUGGUGCUGGAGACGGCGUGGAGGCACAACAUCAUGGACUUUGCCAUGCCUUACUUCAUCCAGGUGAUGAGGGAAUACCUCAGCAAGGUGGACAAGCUGGAUACCUCUGAGUCCUUGAGGAAAGAGGAGGAGCAGGCGACAGAGACUCAACCCAUUGUUUAUGGCACGCCUCAGCUUAUGCUGACAGCAGGUCCCAGUGUGCCUGUCCCCCCGCAGCAGGCUUACGGCUAUGGGUACACAGCAGCUCCUGGCUACCCCCAGGCUCCUCAGGCCCAGCCGGGUUUCGGUUACGGCAUGUAAGGACUCCCUUACAUGCCGACCCCCGCCCCGUUUCCCGCUCACCCCUAAUCCUGCUGCCACUUGGUUCGGUCCAGCAUCCCCAUGGAUCUCUCUCCCUCAAUCCUCCACCAGUCCGACUCUACCACUUUGUGCUCACAACAGGGGAUUUGAGCAAACGUUAUUCUUUUACUUUACCUUUUUCUUUUUUUUUAAAUGAUCACGUUUGUUUAUCGUGUUUUCUUUAUACCAUCAUGAAGGACUUUAUUUCUAUAUCGUCAAAGAUUUCAUCAAGAAUGAUUUUUUUCACAUUACAAAUACUUACUAGAUUAGAUUUUCCUGUCAAUUUUAUCUGUCAAUAAAAGGGGAAUGGUGUCUACAAUGAGGAGGCUUGUGGAAGAAGCAAGUCAGCGUGAUUUAAAAUGACAAAACAAAAUCGGAUUUGCACUCCGUAGUCAGAGAAAAACAAUUAAUGUAUCAUUUUGAUGUGUGUGAACAGCUUGUCCAGUCUGUCAGCAUUUAAUAUUGUAUAUUCCAGGAAAGAAAAGAAAAUCGAGGAAAACGUGCGACUACCGCCAACACAAACAAACACUACUCAAUACCAGUAAUUCAAUGGGGGUGCGUAGCUCUUGAAAUAUAUUAAAAAAAAGGUUAUUUUAAAUGCAUAAAGAUGUAUUAAUACAGUAACUUCAAACCUUUUCCCUGACCUAUGCAGGUUCUCGUUUUUGUUUUCCAUAUGAAAAACAAACUUCUGUUGUGCAGUAACCCAUGCUCUUUGUGUGGGACCAUCCAUUUGAGGAGGGAUAAUGAUUAAAAUAUAUAUAAAUAUGUAUGCGGCUCUCCACACCUGUGUGUUUUACUAACCUUACCUCUGCUGCAGCGUGUAUGUGUAUGCUGGUUGUUGUGAUGUUUAGGUCACCCUAUGGCACCGAAGUGAGACUAGAAAGCCAGUUUAUCCUGCCAGUUAUUCCUAAACUCAAGUUACCCUUUAUUUGUAAAAAAAAAAAAAA
Sinocyclocheilus anshuiensis is the source of this 6257-nucleotide messenger RNA. Its product is annotated as clathrin heavy chain 1-like. Gene Ontology annotation, molecular function: clathrin light chain binding; structural molecule activity. The transcript is spliced from 32 exons. The record is from RefSeq and is a predicted model, not a curated record. Bases 253 to 5271 code for a protein of 1672 amino acids. Lineage: Eukaryota; Metazoa; Chordata; Actinopteri; Cypriniformes; Cyprinidae. Gene Ontology annotation, cellular component: clathrin coat of trans-Golgi network vesicle; clathrin-coated endocytic vesicle; clathrin complex. Gene Ontology annotation, biological process: mitotic cell cycle; intracellular protein transport; clathrin coat assembly.